UCGCCACGUUGCUGUUCAACCAAUGACGUGGAUUUUCAUUGAGAGGGGCGGUCAGAGCUGCCAAAUAUACAACCUCAACACAGAUUUCCCUGCAGCUGUCGUCAGAUUUAUGCCCCGAACCGCUUCAUUUGGACCACCGUUGUUGAAUUCAGCUGUGUCCCGGCUGCUGUAGCAGACUCCAGGAUGAGUAAACCCAAAGUGUUAAACCUGAAGGAUAAAAUCAGCGGGAACGAGGCGGACCUGAGUCUGUGCAACCUCAGCGAAGUGCCAGCCAGAGAGCUCGCUUCAUUCCCUAAAGCCACAGUUGUGGACCUGUCGUGUAACAACAUCAUCUCCCUUCCUCCAGAGUUCUGCAGCCUCAUCCAUUUGGUGAAGCUUGACCUGAGUAAAAACCAGCUGACCUGCUUGCCAGAUGACCUGGGGAAUCUGGUGAACCUUCAACACCUGGACCUUUACAACAACAAGCUGACGGUGCUGCCUGUCAGCUUCUCCCAGCUCAGGAGUCUAAAGUGGCUCGAUCUGAAGGAUAAUCCUCUGGAGGCCAAUUUGGCCAAAGCUGCAGGAGACUGUCUGGAUGAGAAGCAGUGCAAACAGUGUGCCUCAAAGGUCCUGCAGCACAUGAAAGCCAUACAGGAGGAGUUCGAUCGCGCCCGAGAGAAGCGUCUUCUGAAAGAAAAGGAGCUGGAGAAGAAAAGGGAAGCGAAGCAGAAGGAGCGAGAGGCCCGAGAAAGGGAAGCUCGUAAACGGGAGAAGGCGGAGGAGAAGGAGAAGAGGAGGAAGGAGUACAACGCCCAGAUGGCGGCUUUGGCCGUGCAGGAGCAACAGAAGAAGAAGAAGGAGGAGAAGAAGAAAAAGAACGGACAGGCAGCAGAUAAAAAGGUCGAGGGGAAACUAGCACCUAAACCACAACGUUCUCUCAUUGGCCUGAUCUUUAAGCUCCUCCUCCUGCUGCUGCUGGGAUUGGCCGGCGUCGCCGCCGCCUGCCGGCUGACCGACUUACAGAGGGAAGACGUCUGCGCGCCGAUCAACGCCGCCGUGGACGACUGUUUAUCCUGGGCCAAAGUGCAGGAGGGCGUGGUCAGACAGCUCGUACACAACCUGUCGUCGGCUGCAAGGGACUUCCUCGAGUCCACGCAGACGUCCAAGAACUAGCUGCUCCGGUCAGGGAUGAGCGGCGCGGGCUCCUCCACGCUCUCCUGGUGUCUCUGGGAUGUCAUCCUGUUUCUAAUGCCAGGAUGUUAGAAGACCCCCUCAGAGCCGUGCGUAUAGGGAGAGAUGUCUUAUUCCUAUGGAAUUACUGUCACUCUAGCACCCUCUUAGUACGGCGGCCCAUUUUCUUUCAUCAGUUAAAUAUCUCCCUGCGCACAGCGUUCUGCAUUUGGACCACCAGCAGGCGGCUGCAUUGUCCGAAGAGCGGGCGGCUAAACGUGAAGCGGACCCGUCCGUGCUGCUCUGGGGGUGCGGGGGGGGGGG
Fundulus heteroclitus (mummichog) is the source of this 1473-nucleotide messenger RNA. It is a transcript of the gene lrrc59, whose product is annotated as leucine rich repeat containing 59. NCBI's taxonomy places the organism in Eukaryota, Metazoa, Chordata, Actinopteri, Cyprinodontiformes, Fundulidae. The transcript has 8 exons. The coding region runs from base 184 to 1152 and encodes 322 amino acids. The record is from RefSeq and is a predicted model, not a curated record. Gene Ontology annotation, molecular function: protein binding.